AUGGAUGCUGAAGUCUCAACGCCUAAGAAUUCCAAGGAGGUGGAAAGGGUAGCUGAACUCUCAAAAGACUUGCCCACCGACUGUUUAGACACAGACACCGAGGAAGACGAGUCAGCUACAGAUCCCAAUUUGUGCUCAAGAGAGGUGGAAUAUGACAGCACAUUGUCACCGGAAUGGAUGAAGAUUAAAAAUGCAUUUGAUGAUUUUAAUCUCACAUUUCCCAUUGAUCUGUUCUCGAAAAAAAUCGAAACCUUCUGCUGCCCUGGCUACGCCAAGAACGAUCGUGAAAAGCUCUGCAAGCCUGUGUGCGAGCCCAAUUGUGGGGCGAACAGUGAUUGCCAAGCACCAAAUAAAUGUGUUUGCCGCAAGGGUUUCGUCCAGACAUUUGGAAGCGAUUUGUGUGUCCCAGAAUGCUCGGAACAGAACAAACCGGAGCACAGUACCUGCAUUACUCCUUAUAUGUGGGAGUGCGAUUUGGGCUACGCCAAAGUGCAAAAGGCCAAAGGAGAAAAUGGAUUUGAGUGCAGGCCACACUGCGUCCACAGCUGCUCUAUCUAUGGCAAAUGCGUGGCGCCCAAUGUCUGUGAGUGUCUGCCCGGCUAUGAAUCCAUUUUAAUUGGUUACGAUGCAGAUAAUAGGAUGGCGCUUAAGAACUGCAAUCUCAUUAAAGGUUAA
Molecule: messenger RNA, 675 nt
Organism: Drosophila navojoa
Lineage: Eukaryota; Metazoa; Arthropoda; Insecta; Diptera; Drosophilidae
Source: RefSeq, a predicted model, not a curated record